AUGAGUUUUCAUAUCUCACCCGAGUUGGGAAGGAAGAAACGAGCGGCUUGGGAAGCUUAUAAGAGUAUCGAGGAUGAAGUGAAGAAGAUGAAGAGCAGCCGGAGUAUCCCGCUUCACAUAAGUGAGGGACGAGAUUCAACGUUCUGUUCUACGUCAAGGAUCGAAGCAACAACCGUUGGACCGUGCCGUGCGCGACUGGGUUUCACGCAAUAUCAAGCGCACUACAGGAAGUCCGCCGACCCGAUGGUCAGACUUCUUCACACAUUCCUUCAAAGGAAAAUUCUACGCUCUUCGUGCCCCACUCGAAAGGAGAAACCAAUGAGGCGACUCUGGUGUGCGAUCAACAAAAAAGGAAGUGUUCAAUGCCGGCGUCGGGUCGAGCAAAUCGAUAAACAACAGGAGUCAAGUGAUCCAGGUGACUGGAAUUGA
Messenger RNA from Necator americanus (New World hookworm), 429 nucleotides. RefSeq lists its product as uncharacterized. The coding region runs from base 1 to 429 and encodes 142 amino acids. The transcript is spliced from 3 exons. Lineage: Eukaryota; Metazoa; Nematoda; Chromadorea; Rhabditida; Ancylostomatidae. The record is from RefSeq and is a predicted model, not a curated record.